CGUCCAUUCAUUUCAUUCAUCAGUCACGUCAAUCAAGCCUUCAUGUACACGGAUCACUAGAUGAGUCUAUACACAGUGACCCACACGCUCGGGCGUCCAUCAUGCAACACAGACUGUGUGUUAGAGAGAGAGAGAGAGAGAGAGUGUCUGCCUUGCCUGAAGGUCGUGAGUCAUGCUGCCUUGGCUGCUGUGGGCAGCAUCAUGACCUGCCUGAGCUUGCCCACUCUCCUGCACUGCCGCCUCUGCUCCUCGGGUGUGCUCAUGCAUUUCCCCGCCGUGUGCACUAAAGCCAGCUCAAAGGCGGAGAAGGCCCUGAAGAUUUGAUGACACACACAUACACACAUGGCACAUGACACACAUAAGGUACCUGAGGCUGCCGCUGCGACAGGCAAAAGACUCUUUACUGGCUGCUCUGCUUACCACUGAAAUAUGCGAAAAUGCUUGACGAAUUUGUUGAACCGAAAGUAGGAGAGCCAGUUGAUGUAGGCAAUCAGGAAACAUUGGGCGAACCAAAACACAGAAUAACGCAAAUUCUGCACACACACAGCACACAUGCACAACACACAUGGCCGAGCCCUGCAUUCCACUCCAGGCAGCCUCUUUCAUGUGAUCUCUCUCACGGUUUCUAGUGCGGCAAAGAACUCUCUGAGAAUGCCGUCUCUGUCAAAGUGGCGCCUGGCCAUCCACCACCUCACACACAGAUACAGCGAGUGAUACAUCAUCCCUGCACACACACAACAGAACAAAACAGACACACUGUGGUCUUCUCUCUCUGUCUGGUCUUGUUUCUGACUCACUGACCAGAUCCGCAGAGGACGAAUAUGAUUGACGUGACGAGUGUGCCCGAGAGGGCCGCACUCUGUGUCACCACCUCUGUCACAUUCAACCCAAUCAACAAAAACAACAACUACAUGAUCACAUACACAACAUACACACACACACAGAUAUACAAACAACAGUGAAGCGGUCUGUGUUGCCAUUUCUCCCGCACCUGCUCACCAGUAUGACAGCGAAGCAGAACCAAACGGUCAUUUGGCACACUCGCCAGUACCGGUGCAGCACAGGACACAGCGGCAGCGGCAGCGCCAUACCCACACACCCGUCAUCCCACCCAUACACACGGCUCUCCAUCGCCUGUGAGCAAACAAGCAAAGCAAAGCAAAGCAAAUGCCAUCCAUCCUUCCUGUGUUUGCCAUAGAAUCUCGCGUGUUGACUGACCUGGAAGGUAACGUGGAGGAGCAGCCAGAGAAAGGGCACGUAAUGCAGUGAGGCCGACAGGCACACAAUCAUCUCGCAGUCCAGGACGAUGAACCGGAAGAGGGCGAACGUGAUGUGCACCGCCUUGAGCACAAAGAAGUGCGCCGAGUAGGACGGAUGCAUGGCGUGGAGGCUCCGCCGACCGGCGAACUCCGGCGGCUGGGAGAGCUUGCCCUCGGCCAGCUGCUGGAACAGACAGAUGAUGUCUGACACACACGCCCACAAACACACAUCAAUCGUCGGAUUUGUCAGUGAGUGAUGCGCACUGGGCUUACACACGACGCAUGAGCAGAGAUAGACAUCUGCAGGCGGACACACACACAGACAACAGUCAAUUGACUGUUGUGUCACACAUUGGCUGCCUGACUCACCGAAGAAAACGGUAUACAACGAUGCCAUACAGAGUCGGGCAUCACAAGACGACUGCAGACAAACAACAGCAUUGCAUUGCAGUGAUGGAAAACCCAGGGCGAGUGAGCAACCUUCUCGUGUGUAAGCGCUCACCCUUGGCGCUUGCGCUUUCAGCCACUAUCACAAGAAGAGCACCAGCUGAGCUGUUUUGCUCCUUCUGCGCUUCGCUUCUUCAGGCAGGCGCUUCAGAAUCUUCCAGGCAACUUGCAAGCUAGGCUUGCAGGUGG
Vitrella brassicaformis is the source of this 1895-nucleotide messenger RNA. The record is from the annotation of a GenBank genome assembly. Lineage: Eukaryota; Vitrellaceae.